Molecule: messenger RNA, 940 nt
Organism: Drosophila santomea
Lineage: Eukaryota; Metazoa; Arthropoda; Insecta; Diptera; Drosophilidae
Gene: FRG1
Product: protein FRG1 homolog
Exons: 5
Coding region: 92-880 (262 amino acids)
Cellular component (GO): catalytic step 2 spliceosome; nucleolus; striated muscle dense body
Molecular function (GO): actin filament binding
Source: RefSeq, a predicted model, not a curated record
ACGAUAGACCAAUACAUUGGGAUAUUUUAUCUCAUGUUUGUUUAUAAUGUUGUAAACCAAAUUAAAUCAACAUUCUGUACAUUUUGGGACCAUGUCAGACUACGACCAUGCACGCAUAAAAAAAUUGGUUCUAAAAGGAGAAAAACAUAAAAAAAGCAAAAAACGCAAGAAGGAAAAGGAUGAGGCUGGAUCUUCCAAGAAGCCCAAGGUAGUGGUGGACGAGGAUGCAGUGGAGCAUGGCGGCUGGUGGGCAGCAAAGACGGCAGCCGACAUCACCGGCACAGUGUCUAUUGAGUUUGGCGAUAGGAGUUACCUGAAGGCCAUGGAUAAUGGUCUCUUUACAUUGGGGGCGCCCCACAACGCCGGCGAUGGUCCAGAUCCCGAGGAGAUUUUCACGGCCUUCCCCAUCAACGACCGAAAGGUAGCCUUCAAAUCUGGCUAUGGCAAGUACUUGAAAAUUGAAAAGGAUGGAAUGGUAACGGGUCGCUCCGAAGCUGUGGGUGGUAUGGAGCAGUGGGAACCCGUUUUUGAGGAAAAACGAAUGGCUCUUUUAUCCGAAACCGGCCAUUUCAUGUCUAUCGAUCCGGAAGACGAUGCCUGUGUGGCAUUGCGAAAGAAGGUGGGUCAGCAUGAGAUCUGUAAGGUGCGGAGUAAUGCCAGCAGGGAUGUUAUCAUCGAUACGGAGCCCAAGGAAGAAAAGGGAGACUUGGGCGAAGUCGAGAAGAACUAUGUGAAAAAGUUUCAAAAGUUCCAAGACAAGAAGAUGCGCAUCAAUCAGAACGAUGUCAAGGAACUCGAACAGGCCAAAGCUCUGGGAUCUUUGCAUGAAACUCUUCUGGAUAGACGCAGUAAAAUGAAAGCGGAUCGGUAUUGCAAGUAACCCGAUUCGAUCAGUUCAUUGUUCCCCAAUCAUUAAACAUUGUAACCCAUAAAAAAGGGA